UUCCUCAUUCAAUUUCUUUGCCACAACCACCAAGAGAAAUCCAGCACCCCAGAACACAUUCUUUGGUAGAACCCAAGAUGGAGGCCAGAAAUUGUGUUCUUGCCACAAUGGCAUUGUUAAUAUUAGUGGUAGCAGUAAAUGGAGGUGAUGAUCAACCAUCUUCGGUAAAGCCAUUGGUGAAGAUUGUGAAGGGCAAGAAGGUGUGCGACAAGGGAUGGGAGUGUAAAGGCUUGUCUGCAUAUUGCUGCAACGACACUAUUUCUGAUUAUUUCCAGACCUACCAGUUUGAGAACUUGUUUGCAAAGCGUAACACGCCUGUAGCUCAUGCUGUUGGAUUUUGGGACUACCAUUCUUUUAUAACUGCUGCUGCAGUUUACCAGCCUCAUGGGUUUGGUACCACUGGAGGAAAACUCACGGGUCAGAAGGAAGUUGCUGCUUUCCUUGGGCAUGUGGGCAGCAAAACUUCAUGUGGCUAUGGAGUGGCUACGGGAGGACCAUUAGCCUGGGGCUUAUGCUACAACAAAGAAAUGAGCCCCAGCCAAUCGUACUGUGAUGACUAUUAUAAGUACACCUAUCCAUGCACUCCUGGAGUUUCGUACCACGGCAGAGGUGCCCUGCCUAUCUAUUGGAACUACAACUAUGGCAAGGCUGGGGAAGCCCUGAAGAUUGAUUUGCUGAAUCAUCCAGAAUAUAUUGAAAACAAUGCCACCCUAGCCUUCCAGGCUGCAAUUUGGAAGUGGAUGACUCCAGAAAAGAAGAAUCAACCAUCAGCUCAUGAUGUAUUCGUGGGCAACUGGAAGCCUACAAAGAACGACACUUUAUCCAAGAGGGUACCUGGCUUUGGCAUCACCAUGAAUGUUCUUUAUGGAGAUCAGGUUUGUGGGAAAGGCGACGACGAAUCAAUGAACAAUAUCGUCUCUCACUACCUAUAUUACCUUGACCUGCUGGGUGUUGGCAGAGAGGAGGCAGGGCCUCAUGAAGUGCUUAGCUGCGCCGAACAGGUCCCUUUCAAUCAAGCUUCUUCCUCUUCAUCAUCUUCUUGAGUGAUCGUAAAUAUUAUGUAGCCUGUCCAUGUUGAGUAGUUCCUCUGAAAGUGAAAAGAUUUUAAUAAGGGACAGGACAGGUAUAGUUUUGAGGGUGUAUAAGUUUCUGAUGACAAGAAAGAAUAUGUUCAGUUCUUGUUUGGUUUGAAUCUGCUAUGCUCAGGCGUAAAUUGAAACACUUGUGCCCUUCGUUUUUUACGUGCAAACCUUAAAUUUUGUUAUGCUUGAAACUUGUAUAUAUCAUGUGUUCUGAUCAUCAACAUUUAUUCACUACUA
Molecule: messenger RNA, 1319 nt
Organism: Manihot esculenta (cassava)
Lineage: Eukaryota; Viridiplantae; Streptophyta; Magnoliopsida; Malpighiales; Euphorbiaceae
Product: chitinase-like protein 2
Exons: 3
Coding region: 78-1043 (321 amino acids)
Biological process (GO): cell wall macromolecule catabolic process; chitin catabolic process; carbohydrate metabolic process
Molecular function (GO): chitinase activity
Source: RefSeq, a predicted model, not a curated record